Acanthamoeba castellanii str. Neff is the source of this 1149-nucleotide messenger RNA. RefSeq lists its product as uncharacterized. The record is from RefSeq and is a predicted model, not a curated record. Lineage: Eukaryota; Discosea; Longamoebia; Acanthamoebidae. The transcript is spliced from 5 exons. The coding region runs from base 1 to 1149 and encodes 382 amino acids.
AUGAGCAGCAAGAAGAAGUCGUCUUCGUCUUCGAAGAAAGCGAAGGCCUCGAUGACCGAUAUAGAGGACUACGAUUCCGAUGAAUCGACUUCGUCCAGGCGCAGCAUCUCGUCAUCGGCCUCGGCCUCGGGCGAGAAGAAGAAGCGACGCGGUCUGCGUGGCCUAUUCUCGAGGAGGAAGAAGAACAAGGACAAGGGCGAGGGCUCGAUGACCGACUACGAUGAAUCGGAAUCGGAGUACAGCGAAUCCGACACCGACUCGGUAUCGUCAUCUCGAUCGCGAUCGCGACGUGGCAGCACAGAGAGCACGCGUAGCACGAGCAGCACGGCGAGCAAGAAGGAGAAGAAGGAGGAGAAGAAGCGAGAGAAGGAGGAGAAGAAGCGGGAGAAGGAGAGGGAGAAGGAGGAGAAGAAGCGGGAGAAGGAGAGGAAGAAGCGACUCAAGCGAGAGUCCUCCAGCGCAUCCCUCGGCACACCCGAAACUGGCGGCGAGAAGUCGAAGAGGCGGUCCAUCUUGGGAAUCAAAAAGAAAAAGAAGAAGGGCAGCGACGGUGACAGCUACACCGACUACAGCGACUCGGAGAACGGCUCUGAGAUCGGCGACUCAGAGUCUGAGUUCGACAGCGACAGCGACGGUGAUCGGGGCAAGAAGGGACGAGGAAGCAAGAUCUCGUCUCAUCGAAAGGGUCGCCAGGACUCUGAUGAAGACUACGGCAGACGAGCAAAGAGCAAAAGCCCCCGAGGCGGCUAUGGCGGCGGCGGUGGUGGUGGCGGCUACGGGCGUGGCGCCUACGAUGACGACGAUGACGACGACUACCGCCGAGGCGGUGGCGGCGCGCGGGGACGAGGAAACAGCGGUGGUGGCCGGGGCAGCUACGAAGGCGGCGGCGGACGAGGCGGCGGCGGAGGCGACGACGACGAUGAGUUCAUUCCGGCCGAGGUGCUGCGGCUCGAGGACGGCAGCGAGAAGGUGCUGAACGACGGUUCGGGCGGGCGAGGCGGCGGUGGUUAUGGCACGAUGGACGAGCAGGUGCCCAAGGAGCAGCUGCGGCUCAACGACCGGGACUACGAGGAGGCCAUGAAGUUUGCCAGCGAGGCCACCGCGCUCAUGUCAGGCCGCAAGACCUGUACCUACUGCCUCCUCUCCUGA